GUCCACUGGCUUAGGCUCCUUCCAGCUCCUCUUCGCCCCCCAGCGCACACGCGCUAAAGAAGAUGGGCGCAGCAAACUGUGAAGAUGAAGACUUGGAAUUCAAGCUGAUUUUCGGGGAAGAAGAAAAGGACCCUUCCGCUAUGGGGGUCCCUCUGGAAGAUCUGGGUGCGGACAACCUCCCUGUCUAUUGUUCGCCUACUCUGGGGGACCCUCCUCCGUAUGCCUCUCCCCUGGGCAUCCCAUGUCCUCUGCAUCUCAGUGGCGGCCGUGCUGGCAUGCAUUCCCCCCCUCCCCGUCCGGCCGACUUGGAUGGUGACACUUUUGAGAGCCAGCCGGCUCGGCGCGUGCGUCUUGGCGGUUCCCGGGUGCUGGAGUGUCCGAGCAUCCAGAUCACGACGAUCUCCCCGGGCCAAAGGGGCGAAGAGGACGACUGGGACUCCUCGCCUCGGGACUAUCUCCUCCUGGAGGCCUUCGGGGGCUACCGCGAGGCCCCCCCAUCCUCGGGCUUCUUCACACCGAGCCCGGCCAGCAGUGGCAGUGUUUCUCCAUGGAGCUUUUUUUCCGAUGACGAGGCCCCCACCGGGGAUGAUGUGGAGCAUGAGCUCAACGAGGCGGCAGCCCGUUUCGCCCUCAGUUCCCCCUUAGGUUCUCCAAGGGGCUCUCCCAAGCCGUGGUCGCUUGCUGAUGAGGCCUGGCCAGCUUAUGGGGCCGGCUACUCCCCAAGCCGGGGAACCGAGGAUGGCUGGAUGCUGCUGGGUCCCCGGCCGGCCUCUCCUUGUGGCAAGCGCCGCUAUUCCAGCUCCGAGACACAUUCCUCUGCGUCUCCCUGUCUGUCCCGGAGAGGCAGCCUUGGCGAGGAGGCCCCGGGCGAGUCUGCAGAAGCCAGUGGCGAUGGGGCCCUUUUCAACUGUACUGGAGCCCGGCUGGUGGAAAGCAUCCCGCAGAAAGCCCGGAAGACAUCAACGGAGCAGACCGUGGCCCUUAGCCGGAAGGAGGACGGGAGCUGUAAUGGGGAAGAUGGAGGAAGCAGCACCGCAGGGGCCUUUGGGCUUGGUGCGGCCCGUAAAGAAGGGAUGGAUUACCUCGCCGUGCCUUCUCCAUUGGCCUGGUCGAAGGCUCGCAUUGGAGGCCAUAGCCCUGUAUUCAGGUCUUCGGCUUUGCCUCCUCUGGACUGGCCGCUCCCCAGUCAGUACGAACAGUUUGAGCUGAAGAUCGAGGUGCAACCCCGAACUCACCACCGGGCGCAUUAUGAGACCGAGGGCAGCAGGGGUGCCGUGAAGGCUGCUCCCGGCGGACAUCCUAUGGUGAAGCUUUUAGGGUAUGAUGAAAAGCCCCUUACCUUACAAAUGUUCAUUGGCACAGCAGAUGAGCGGAACCUGCGCCCCCACGCUUUCUACCAGGUGCACCGUAUCACCGGCAAGAUGGUGGCCACCACAAGCUAUGAAUCCAUCAUCAGCGGCACGAAGGUUCUUGAGAUGUCCCUGCUUCCCGAGAACAACAUGGCUGCCAACAUCGACUGUGCGGGCAUCUUGAAGCUGCGGAACUCGGACAUCGAGCUGCGCAAGGGCGAAACGGACAUUGGCCGCAAGAACACCCGGGUGCGCCUGGUCUUCCGCGUCCACAUUCCCCAGGGAAACGGCAAAGUGGUCUCCAUCCAGACAGCUUCCGUGCCCAUUGAAUGCUCCCAGCGCUCGGCUCAAGAGCUCCCCCAGGUAGAAAACUACAGCCUCAGCGCAUGCUCGGUGCAUGGUGGUGAGGAGCUGGUGAUCCAUGGUGCCAACUUCCUGCCUGAAUCCAAGGUUGUCUUCAUCGAACGAGGUCCUGAUGGAAAACUCCAAUGGGAAGAGGAGGCAAAUAUUAAUCGCUUGAAAAGCACGGAGGCCUCACUGACCCUCACAGUUCCUGAAUAUAGCAACAAGCGAGUGUCCCGGCCUGUUCAGAUCUACUUUUACGUUUCCAAUGGACGCAGGAAAAGGAGCCCCGCGCAGGCCUUCAAAUACUUGCCUGUGAUCUUCAAGGAGGAGCCGCUUCCAGAGGCCCAGCACCGUAGCUUCCCACACAUCUCACAAAAUACUCAUUUCCCAUCGCAGUCAGUCCAGAGCAGCAUGGAUUUCUCCCCUUCUGGGCCGGCCUACCCAUAUGGCCCAGAGCACUCUCCGCCCUGUUCCCCCUAUGGCCCUGACUGGAACCCUUGCUCCUUCCCCAGCCUGCCACCCCACUACAGCCCAGCCUUCCGCUUCCCUGGCAAUGAGGCCUACCGGGGUGUUAACCUUUCAGUCCCCCUCCUUGCUCCAGCUGGACUCCCUCGCCUCCACACUUUAGACUGCCGUCCACCUCUCUUCCAGCCUCCCAGUCAACAGCUUGGCCCACAACCACCAGGGCGGGGAGAAGCCCACGGUGGAGAAAGGACUCCAGAAUGGACGGGCCCGGAGCUGGUGUCCGAGGAGCACAGCCCCAAGGAGCUGGAAAAAUCGGGGUUCAGCAGUGGCUUCCGGGAUAACUUGCCCAUCCAUGGGAUCACGCUGGAGGAAGUAACCGAGAUCAUCGGCAGGGACUUGAGUGACUUCCCCGAACCUUCCUGCGAAGCGGGGCAGAGCUGAGAAACUGCAGCAUCCCUGGACACUCACAUCUUUUAGAGGAAUGGCUUGGAGGAGGAGGAUGACGACCCGGAAAAAGUUGGUGACCACAGAGACUUCCCCAAGGGACAGUUCUUGGGGGAUUCUCAUAUUUAUACUUUUGCCUCUGAGCUUCCUUCCAGUCCUUCCACAAGUUCUGUCUCACCUUCCUUUCAUUCUGCUGGUGCUACAACAAUCCUGAAUAUGCCAUGGUGGAUUCUCCUCUUGCUUCGUCUUUUUGUCUCUGGGCACCAUCCCAGCCCGCUCAGCUGCUAUCUCAGUGGUCACUCCACAGCAUCAGAGGUGCAGAGGACUUUUGGAUUACAUGUCUGGCUAGCACGAUCCCUGAGAGACUGAGUCUCUCUGUCUUUAAUCCCCCUUUAAACCGACCUGCAACAGCUUUGCCAGUCUGGUUGGCUCCCGGCAUUUUCUCCAACGAUGCAGGCUGAGGGUUGAGCACAUCAGCAAAACUCAAGCUCACCAAAGUCCUCCAAAGUCCACCUAGAAACUCAUUCCGACGCCAGUUUUUACCAGAUUGUGAGCAUUGUUUUAUCAUUUCCACGUGGAAACUGACACAUCCGCAUCGGGGGUGCACAUCUUUGGAAUCUGUGCAUCUUCUCCCAUUGAUUAAUGCACAUUACUGUACAUGGUUCAGAAGUAUACACAUUUUUCAAAUGUAUGCAUGCUUUCAGACAUAUUUUGGGGGGCUCUUCAAACCUGCCUUUCCACUGGGUUACUCCAUUCCAUGCAGAUGGCCAAGUAAGCCUUUCCAUGUGCCAAAUUGUUGUACUUAUGUAUUUUUCUAUUUUUUUAAUUAUUCCGCCCAUCCUUCCUUUUCAUUUUCACCACCACCACACCUGCCAUCCUAUCAUCCAUGGUGUCUGUCCGUCAAAUCACCUCCCACCUCAUCUUGGACUUUUUCUGUAACAGAAAAGGGUCCUGAUUCUCUAUUGGGCUGAUGGUUGCUCCCAGUAGUAGUGUAAGGAAUGUGACUUAAAGUGAGUUUCAAACCAUGUUCCUGAGAAGGUCCCUUAGGAGAACUAUCUAUAAUGGCCAGCAAGUUUCCUGAAAGACAGAAUGCCCACAAUCUUUCCCUGUCACCUGGAGUUGCAGGGAAACUAGACUGUCUGGUAGACUGUAGCUUGCGCAAUGCAUUGACAUUGGAGAAUGCUGAGCACAGAUGGACAACUGUCCAAGUGUCCAUCCAAGCCUAUUUCUAUUUGUUCCCCAAACCAAGUCUCUCCCUCCUGUUUUCAUUUGGGUUUUCUAGGAAAUUCCACAGAAAUCUGGCCUUCCUUCCAUCCCUCCUUCCUUCCCACAUUUUAUUAAAGCACCUUAAUGGUGGCCUAACAUAAUUUAAAAUAAAAUAAUAAAAUAAAAAACUUGGAAGGGUGCUCGGGGGGCUGAAUUUUUCUUCUUUUUUGGAAACUGGAGUGUGGAACAUGGCAUUGUCCAGAGCCCCCAGAGGGCAAACAGACCGAUGGCAGCUGACUCCACUGGGGAAGUAAAGUUGGGGGCUCCACAUUGUGCUUCCUGGAUUCUUCGGCGGCUAGUUUCUGCAAAAGAAGAAUUCAGAGAUGAAAUUAAACUCUCAGACCACCUCCUGGGGGGACCCAAUGGGAAUAUGGAUUCCAAAGCAGACCUCGAUGUGAUCUGUACCAGGAUUGUGGCUGAGCUGAGUCUGCUUUGGAGUUUGGAUUCUCUGCAUUCCUCUCUAAUUCCAUAUGGUAAAUGUGCCCCACAUUUAUGGAGUAUAUACACCAGACCGUGUCACAACAUCUUCAGCUUGCACGCAGACAUUCCUUGGCUGGCGCCCUGGGAUUCUGUGUGAAAAUGGUUCCCUUGAUCUUACUCAGUUUUAACACCUCUAGAUCCUUGCCAUUAUCUGUGCCAGUGUUCUUUUUCCCCUUUAUGGAUAUGCUUCCAAGCAGCAAAUCAAGGAAAUUAUGUUUCACAUGUGGGAAACAUGUUGUAUCUCCAUGCAAUUGAAGUCAUGAGAUUAUUGCUGGUGGUAAGGAGAGAUGCUAGUUCUCAUGAACAUUCUCUUUAAGAGAGUUAGAGCCUAAAGACAUGUUAUUUUAAAAAGAUAGCUAACAGUUACAUCUUUAAAAAAAAACUCAGUCUGGAUUAGGACCCUCGUUAGGAAUAUUCCCCUGACCCCAAACACCCAAUUCCUCAACCGACUUGAGUGAUCAAUACUUGCUAAGCUCAUUGCCUAAAAGUGGCAUUUAUAUAAAUAUACUAGAUCAUUUUUGGCAAUGGAAUUGACAGGCACAAGGGCCCAAUCCAGAUUCGGGAUACAUGGGAGGGUGGGGUGGAAGGGUUAAGGUCCUGACUAUACUAAAACCCCGCUUCCACCACAUGCUAACUUUCCCAUCUACACUGGGUCCUUUAAAUUUACUCCUGGGCAAGAAAAUUGGCAUAGCCACCUUUUAUAAUGUAACAUGCAGUCUGACUGUAAGAAGUAGCUUUCUAUGCAUGGUAUAAACCUCAACAGGAAGGAGACGAAACUUUGUUCUCCCCCCACUCACCCCACUUUGCACUGAAAAGAAGAACAGCUAAUAGAUGAUGAUUAGUAAACUGUUAAGUACCUAAAGCAAAUGGAUGAGGAAGACAGUGCUAAGCUUGAGGCAGUGCAAAUCUGUCUUUUCCCUUGGGAAACCAAGAGGGAGCUGUUCUUUUGGUUGUAGCUGUCUCCACCAUUGACUUCUCUAAAAGAUGUCACCAGGGUUCUAGUCCUCAAACCUGUGAAGAUAGGCUUGAAAAUAUAUAGCUGCCUCCCGAUGAAAUCUUGACAAGCACAAAUAGUUUGGAAUAGGAUCUGCUGCAGCUGCCACCAGAAAAGGGGAGGCAUAACAAACACCCAAUUUAUUCCUUCCUCCAUUACUUGUAUAAAAUCGAAUACAUUGUGUAAAAUUAGCACAAGGCCUGAAAUGUUCUUCGUAAGGUUAAUUUAUACAAGUUUCCAAAAUUGACUUUUCUAGGUGCACAAUUUGGAUCAUGUCUUCAUGUGGUAUUUGUUACUUACUAGUUUGUACUGCCAAAUCCAAGCCAGUGAAAACUGUAUAUGGGGUUAACGACGUGGGAGUUACAACUCCUGUAUUAAAAGCCAUCUCUCUAAAAAUUGGACACCUAUGGGCAGUGUCUAACAGGGCACUUCCACCUCUGCUAAUUUCUUUUCUGCCCUGCCAGCUGCCUUCCACAAGCAAUGGGCCCUGUCAAUUGCAUGGCACAGGCUGGGGACCCAAUGAUUACACAGGGGAAAUUUAGUGUUUCUUAGCAGAUACCCCAAAACAAGUAGAAAUGCUUGUUUCUCGAAAAAGGCAGCAUAGCUUCUGCUUCUCUGCCUCCUCCUAGAAAUCAACGCUUCCACUUGUUUUGGGCUGCCCUGUUAAGCACAGGUGGGACCCCGUUUGCACAACCCAGGUAGUGGGGUGGAAAAGAAAGGGCAGGGGUGAAAACACCCUGUUGGAUCAUGCCUGUGUGAGCCUGGUCAAGAUGGGAAAGUACUAAGACAAGAACAAGAUGUUCUGCCAUAAAUAGGAGGGUGCUUUAAAGUUUGGAGGGGUUUCUUGGUGGGCGGGUUACAUAGAAAGCUGAGUCCACCUCCCACCCCCGGUGAGCGGACACUCAGGGAUAGAGACGUGGUAAAGGCAAUCAUGCUUUAAUGCUUUCUUGAUGGAAGGAGUGGCUGGUGUUUUUAUAUUUUUGAUACACAUGGGGGGAGGAGGUGAUGGGAAUGUUCUUUUGUAAUUAAAUGCCUAAAAGACGUAAAGGAAAUAACAGUU
Varanus komodoensis (Komodo dragon) is the source of this 6403-nucleotide messenger RNA. It is a transcript of the gene NFATC4, whose product is annotated as nuclear factor of activated T cells 4. The record is from RefSeq and is a predicted model, not a curated record. Gene Ontology annotation, molecular function: transcription factor binding; RNA polymerase II cis-regulatory region sequence-specific DNA binding; DNA-binding transcription factor activity, RNA polymerase II-specific. Gene Ontology annotation, biological process: calcineurin-NFAT signaling cascade; cytokine production; regulation of transcription by RNA polymerase II. The coding region runs from base 63 to 2600 and encodes 845 amino acids. Gene Ontology annotation, cellular component: transcription regulator complex. The transcript has 10 exons. Lineage: Eukaryota; Metazoa; Chordata; Lepidosauria; Squamata; Varanidae.